Molecule: messenger RNA, 1638 nt
Organism: Budorcas taxicolor (takin)
Lineage: Eukaryota; Metazoa; Chordata; Mammalia; Artiodactyla; Bovidae
Gene: HOXA4
Product: homeobox A4
Exons: 2
Coding region: 45-1004 (319 amino acids)
Biological process (GO): regulation of transcription by RNA polymerase II; embryonic skeletal system morphogenesis; anterior/posterior pattern specification
Cellular component (GO): nucleus
Molecular function (GO): DNA-binding transcription factor activity, RNA polymerase II-specific; RNA polymerase II cis-regulatory region sequence-specific DNA binding
Source: RefSeq, a predicted model, not a curated record
ACGACAACGCGAGAAAAAUUAGUAUUUUUGCACUUCACAAAUUAAUGACCAUGAGCUCGUUUUUGAUAAACUCCAACUACAUCGAGCCCAAGUUCCCUCCCUUCGAGGAGUACGCGCAGCACAGCGGCCCGGGCGGCGGAGACGGCGGCCCGGGCGGGGGCCCCGGCUAUCAGCAGCCCCCAGCGCCCGCGGCCCAGCACCUGCCGCCGCCGCAGCAGCAGCCCCAGCUCUCCCACGCGGGCGGCAGUCGCGAGCCCCCGGCCUCCUACUACGCGCCGCGGGCCGCCCGCGAGUCCUCCUAUCCCGCGGCCGCACUCUACCCCGCGCAUGGGGCGGCCGACACUGCCUACCCCUAUGGCUACCGCGGUGGCGCCAGCCCCGGGCAGCCGCCGCAGCCCGAGCAGCCCCCGGCGCACGCCAAGGCUCCUGCGCACGGCCUGCACGCGAGCCACGUCCUGCCGCCGCCUCCCCCGCAGCAGCAUGCGGCGGCCCCCGCGCCCCCGCGGCGCUGCGAGGCGGCUCCCGCCACCCCGGGCGUCCCGUCAGGGGGUAGCGCCCCCGCGUGCCCGCUGCUCCUGGCCGACAAGAGCCCGCCGGGCCUGAAGGGCAAGGAGCCCGUGGUGUACCCCUGGAUGAAGAAGAUCCAUGUCAGCGCCGUCAACCCCAGUUAUAAUGGAGGGGAGCCCAAGCGCUCCCGAACCGCCUACACCCGGCAGCAGGUCUUGGAGCUGGAGAAAGAGUUCCACUUUAACCGCUACCUGACCCGGCGUCGCCGCAUCGAGAUCGCUCACACGCUCUGCUUGUCUGAGCGCCAGGUCAAGAUCUGGUUUCAGAACCGAAGGAUGAAGUGGAAGAAAGAUCAUAAACUGCCCAACACUAAGAUGCGAUCCUCCAACUCCGGCUCGGCUUCAGCAGGCCCGCCAGGAAAACCACAAACUCAGAGCCCGCAUCUGCAUCCUCACCCCCACCAGGGCGCCUCCGCACUCACUCCUCCCUCUAUGUAAUCUUCCAGAGCUCUAGACCAGUUCUGUCCCUCACCUGAUUUUCUCCUCUCUUCUGCCCCUUUUCCCAUCCACCCGUCCCAUCUGGACUACACCAGUCCCAUCUGGACUACAACAGACCCCCAAACAAAACUCAACUUGGAGAAAAGGAUAAUAAAAAGAAGAUGUUUUGCGGGUAAGAAACUGUGUGAACUGCUUGCCACUGAAGAGAAGACAAUGAUCAGGAUGCUGGCUGGUGGAACAACCUGCUGGCCUGGACAAGGCUGCCAGGUUUGGGUACCUGAGAAGGACCGCUUGGCAUCAAAUACUUUUGAGAUGGCUGAAGCCAGUCACACAACUCAUGUUGACUGGGAACAUGUACAUUUGUUGCAAGCAGAAGAAAACAGACCCUUUUCCUACUUUCCUUACCUUCCGCUCCCUCCUUAAGGCAGCUCAUAAAAGCUUGUACUGAACUGAAUAAAUGAAUAGCCACUAUGGACCUCACAAGAUUAUUUAAUUUUCAAAAAUGUAUAGACCUUGAUGGUAGAUGUGACACAUGUUAGUUUCCCUUUCAUUUAUUUAAAAUAUUGCUAUGGGGAUAUUGUCUUAUUCUGAGGCACAAUCUUGGAAGGGAGAGUGCAUUUAGUACCAUGUGCAG